AACUAUGAAACGCUUUUCGCCUCUUCAAUUCUGCGUCUUUCUAAUCGUCUUCGAAGAUGUUCGGACAAUCUCGCUCAAAAAAUAGGUGCACCCAGCUCUGACACGAAUUCUCCAGUUGGUCAAAGUUCCCGAAAAGGUAAUCUCAGAUCAUCAACCUCUUUGCAUCAAGAACUCAGCGAUUCCUUAUCCAACAUGCGAACUGUGGAACAGCAAUUGCAAUGUACGUAA
Rodentolepis nana is the source of this 228-nucleotide messenger RNA. Lineage: Eukaryota; Metazoa; Platyhelminthes; Cestoda; Cyclophyllidea; Hymenolepididae. The record is from the annotation of a GenBank genome assembly.